Peniophora sp. CBMAI 1063 is the source of this 663-nucleotide messenger RNA. The record is from the annotation of a GenBank genome assembly. NCBI's taxonomy places the organism in Eukaryota, Fungi, Basidiomycota, Agaricomycetes, Russulales, Peniophoraceae.
AUGUCCUGCAUUCGGAAUCGCCAUAGGUUGGUCUGCGAGCAGCUUCGACCGAUCACAGAGCUCGCAGGUGCCGAGUUCCUACGCAUCUUUCUUGACGUUGUCGCCUCUCAUUACGUUGCGUAUGCUAAGGAGAGCAUCCUGAACAUUGACAUUAGUCUGAGGAACAUGGCGUACGCAGAGGACAACGGCCAGCCAUACGGGACCUUGAUCGACCUCGACAUCUCUAGCGAUGGGACGUCCCAGGCUGAUAUCGCACCAAUCAUGGGAACCAUCCCUUUCGUAGCCCACGAGCUGAUGUAUGCCGCGCAGGUCCCAUUGCAAGUCGACCAUCUUUACCGGCAUGACCUUGAGUCCUUCUACUGGAUCCUCGUCUGGGUUUGCAACUGCAGAAAUGGCACUGAGCGCGUCGAGCUGCGUGACGAGUUUCGCGCCUGGUCAAAUCGAGAGACUUGCCAUCUCGCAAGGUCGUACUACGAGACCCGACUCCCGACAUGGAAGUACAGGCUUGUGCAGCCAUCGCAAAGGGAGUUGUGGACGAUCGCGCAACAUUGGUUGCAAGAGCUAUAUGUCCACGUACGAGUCCCGGUCCAGGGCGCAAUGAUGCGUGGGGACAUGGUUGGCUCAUUCGGGUUUGCAGCGGAAGCGUCCGAUACCUGGCGAUAG